CAACCUCCCUUACCUUCCUCUUUACCCCGAGCAUUGAAAACAGGAAUCAUAAUAUCCCAAGAUCCAUCGCCUCCGAACGCGUCGCAUCCCGCUCCUCAGCCCCCCGAUCCCUCGCCGUCGAAACCCGUCCCCAUCAUGUCAGACCACGACAACUCCCCCCGCCACCCCUCCUUGCGCGGCUACCUCCCCCUCUCCGAAGACGUGAACCCCCUAUCUACGCGCGGGCAGUCGCUUCCGGGCCUGAUCCAGAACCGAAGCUCCUCGAACCUCGCGCUGCUGCGCCGGACGUCGGUGUAUCAGCUCGCGGGGGCGCUGGAGGAUGCGGAAGAUGGGCGACCCAGGUCGACGUUGGGGCAUGAGCAUGGCGGAUGGGAGUCGGAGAGUCGGAGGAAUAGUUUGCUAGCGCAGAUGCCGGCGAGUUUGAUGACGCCGCAGAUGAGGAGCCAGAGGUUGAUUGGGAACAGCAAUCCGAGAUAUCGGUGGGAACAAUAUUACAAAACAGAAGAGCAAUUGAAAGGGAUGAAAAGACCAAUACGGAAAUACUACGAACAAAACAAUCAACUCAUCCAGCAAUAUAUCUUCAUCGACCGCCUCCUCGACUCCUCCCUCCCACACAACCUCAUCCAAGAAUACCAACAGUCCCUCACCAUCCCCUCUACCAUCAACGAAGACUCCGGCUCCGCCGGUUCCAGCUCCCCUCCUCUCAGCCGGGACGACUCUUUUCUCCACCCACCGAACGGCGCGGCCGAUGCAGAAAACUCCAACGGCGCAACAAUCCGGGUGAAACGCACGCCGAAAAAUAUCUACAAACUUCCUGAGGAGACGACACCGCUCCUCUCGAGCAGCAAUGACUCCGACGCACCUUUCGAGACCUACAAAGUCCCCGCCUACGAGCCCGGAGAAGAAGCGGAUAGCAACGCCCCAAUCGUCAAAUGGGCGCUCUGGCUCAACAUCGUCGCAAACUUUGUCUUGCUGGUGCUGAAGAUCGUGGUAACGGUGCUGACUUCGUCGCUAUCGGUGUUGGCGAGCUUGGUCGACGCGAUCCUCGACUUCCUCUGCACUGCGAUCAUCGCGUUGACGACCUGGUUGAUCCAGCGGAAGGAUCCAUAUGCCUAUCCGGUCGGUCGGCGGAGGCUGGAGGCGAUUGGGGUGUUGGUGUUCUCGGUCAUUAUGAUUGUGUCGUUCUUCCAGGUCGCAUUGGAGGGGAUGGCGCGGUUGACCUCGAGUGACCACACGAUCGUUCAGCUGUCACUCCCUGCUGUGCUCAUCAUGGCUUCGACGGUUGUCAUCAAAGGCCUCGCCUUCAUAUGGUGUCGUGUCAUCCCGAACACCGCCGUUCGAGCUCUAGCUCAAGACGCCCUCACGGACGUCGUCUUCAACACCUUUAGCAUCGUCUUCCCCCUGAUCGGCUUCUUCGCCAAAAUCUGGUGGCUCGACCCUCUCGGCGGCGUCCUUCUCUCCCUCUACGUAAUCAUCAACUGGAGCCACUCCGCCCUCGGGCACAUCCGCCGCCUCGCCGGGUCCGCCGCCACCGCCGACGAGCGCAACGUGCUCCUGUAUCUCACGAUGCGGUUCGCGAAGAGCGUCAAGCAGAUCCAGGGGCUGAGCGCGUAUCACUCCGGCGACAAGUUGAUCGUCGAGGUGGAUAUCGUGUUGGAUGAGCAUACGAGUCUGAGAGAUAGUCAUGAUGUAGGGGAGAGCUUGCAGUAUGUGUUGGAAAGCGUGCCGACAGUGGAUAGGGCGUUUGUGCAUUUGGAUUACGCGGGUUACAAUUUACCGACGCACAUGGAGCAGCAGUGCGAUUGAGUUGCGAUUGAGUUUGUGAUUUUAUUUUUCUAGAUGUUGCAUUCGGAUUUGGUUCGGCGUGAGUUGGCUACGAUACAUGUACAUACAUAUACCCAAAUGUUUUCCACUUUCAAUGGCUA
Messenger RNA from Eremomyces bilateralis CBS 781.70, 1925 nucleotides. RefSeq lists its product as uncharacterized. NCBI's taxonomy places the organism in Eukaryota, Fungi, Ascomycota, Dothideomycetes, Eremomycetales, Eremomycetaceae. Gene Ontology annotation, molecular function: monoatomic cation transmembrane transporter activity. Bases 136 to 1806 code for a protein of 556 amino acids. Gene Ontology annotation, cellular component: membrane. The transcript has 5 exons. The record is from RefSeq and is a predicted model, not a curated record. Gene Ontology annotation, biological process: monoatomic cation transport; transmembrane transport.